UAAUAUAUAACAAGUGAAAGCAGAAGCCGAAAAGAAAAAUAAUUAUUAUGGCUUCACCGCAAACAGCAGCAGGAGCACCUCCUUCUGUCUCCCAAACCGUUCCAUCUCCGCCGCCGCUUCCCCCACCACCACCGCCACCGCCACCAGUUGUCUCCAAGCUGGAGGAGAAGAAGCCAAGUGAGAAGGGUGUACUUGUCCCCAAUGCAAAACUGGAUGAACAGCCUGACAUUUCACAUUUUGAGAUUCUUGACAGUGUGGAGUACAUUGACAAAUGCAAAAAAUAUGAAGCUGACUACACCCAGCGCUUGAUGGCAAAAUAUUUCUCAAAGAAAGAUCUUUAUGGAGGCAACAUAUUUGAUGAGAAAAUGACUAUAGAUAAUGAGAUAAUAAUGUCAAGCAAGUGGCCUUGUACUCUAUCAUUUGCAGACCCAGUAAAGAGUUUCGAGGAACAGAGCAACACUGGUUCAACUUCAACAUCAGAAGCCUGAGUAAAAUCUCAAAUGGAAGUAGCCACUGAUGUAGAGAUGCUGGUGAAAUAGUUUCUUCCCAGCUGCCAAAUAUGGUACUGUAUAUGAUAUAUAUGGAUGCUGCUGACAAAAUACAGGAGAAUGGUAGUCAUCGAUGCCUACAAUCACAACAGCAAUGCUUGCUCAAAUUUGAUCUCCAAUUAUAAUGCUAUCUAGGACCACUGAAUCCAUUAUUGAUCCAAAUUUGUUGGCUUCGGAAACAAAAACUUGAUGUUGAGGAUGCCCUGUGAGUCCUGUCUAUCUUUUGUCAUUUGAUAUGUGAGAGUAAUGCAUAGCUUUAUGAUGAUAUACAGUAGAAUGAUUUUCAAAUGCCGUACAUUGGGCACUGAGAAUUCUGUUUAA
This is a messenger RNA of Populus nigra (black poplar), 869 nucleotides long. RefSeq lists its product as uncharacterized. Bases 48 to 488 code for a protein of 146 amino acids. NCBI's taxonomy places the organism in Eukaryota, Viridiplantae, Streptophyta, Magnoliopsida, Malpighiales, Salicaceae. The record is from RefSeq and is a predicted model, not a curated record. The transcript is spliced from 5 exons.